GAUAUACAGAACGAGACGCAUAAUUAGAUUACAACAUAUACAACUGUUUACAAUGUUUCACAUUUUGAUUGUAGCGGUUUUUGUUAAUUUGUCAUUUGCUAACUUUAUCGAAUACGACGUUAACAAAGAUAACGUACUAAUUGAACCGUACGUUUUUGAAGAUUUAAUUAAUAGUACAAUUGAAGGUGUAAGGCCAGACAUUCCUGAACCAUUAGAAAUUGAGACCUUGGAUCUUACUUUUGUGGAUGAAGAAGGCGCCAUUUUAAACGGCAAUGCCACCCUCUCCAACUUAAACAUGCACGGACUUCAGGGCUUCCAAAUCCCGUCCCUAAGUUUCGAGAUUAUCGGAAUGAUGUUAAACCUUACCUUAGUCUUUCCAGAAAUCGAUUUGUUUACAGACUAUAGGGCAGAUCUGCUCGUAGCUGGUUCCCCUCUCCUCAUCUUCGGAACUGGAAACUCAUCGGUGAAUUUCGGGGACGUAGUGAUUGACGUGAGCGCGCAAGUUAAUCUGACUGGCGGAAUAUCGGUGGAAAAUCUGAAUAUGCAGAUUUACGUAGGUAAUGGCACGUUUGAGCUUCAUGGUUUGUAUGACAACGAAGAUUUCAGUGAGCUCAUUGAAACAGUUUUGAAUGAAAUGGUAGUCGACUUGAUAGACUCAAACCAAGAGUUAAUUUCACAAGUUUUGAGUCCUACGGUGGAGUCGCUCAUCAAUGAGAUUCUAAAGAAUGCGUUUCAGACAACCACUACGUCGACUACUACCGUCACGGUUCCGUUGUAGCUGUAAAAAAUUUAAAUUUGAUUAAAAAAUAUUGUAAAAUUUUUAAU
Zophobas morio is the source of this 825-nucleotide messenger RNA. RefSeq lists its product as uncharacterized. The record is from RefSeq and is a predicted model, not a curated record. Lineage: Eukaryota; Metazoa; Arthropoda; Insecta; Coleoptera; Tenebrionidae. The coding region runs from base 53 to 778 and encodes 241 amino acids. The transcript has 5 exons.